This is a messenger RNA of Gryllus bimaculatus (two-spotted cricket), 2182 nucleotides long. The record is from the annotation of a GenBank genome assembly. NCBI's taxonomy places the organism in Eukaryota, Metazoa, Arthropoda, Insecta, Orthoptera, Gryllidae.
GAGCCAGAACGUUCUCUAGUAUUCUUGUGAUGGCGGUUCUCCUAUCAUGUGUGCGAGCAUUUCCAAUAUCACUUUACUGUUCAGGUGAAACGCAUUUAGCUCCCGAUUGGAUGAAACCGCAACAGCUGAUCCAAGCCAAGUGCACUACUAAAUAAAACGUACUAUAUUAUACUUAUAUCGCGAAUAUCUUAUAUAGAGAAUUAUCUGAAAAGCGAGCCGUUCCCGCCACUCGUUCUUCACUUUCGUUCACAGCUCUGAUGAUGUCAAAGUCAAUUCGUUACGUUAAGGGAUAAGACCCGAAAUGCUUUUUCUUUGCCGUUAAAAUUCACUGAACUGUUCGUAAUGAUCUGGAGAUGAUUCUGAAUGUGAUAAUCAGUUCAUUGAUGAAUUAUUCAUUCCAAUAUGAAUUUGCCUAUGGCUAUCCCACAUUGGACACACCGGUUCCCGUCAGAUCACCACCGUUCCAAACUGUGGGUCCUGGUUAGCUCUAAGAUGAAUGUCUUAGAUCUGCCAGGGUGCCUUUGGCACAUCAAAAGUUGGGAUUGGAAACUUUUCUUCUCUGGGAAACAUUUAAAAUCUAACAUUCCCUAAUCAUUUCUGCAAAUGGAAAGUGCACAGUAUAGUAGAGAGUCUGGAAGCAAAAUAAACACUACUCAUAGUUCAACUACUAUUUGCAAUGAAUCCAUUCGGAAUGAGAUAUUAUCAGUCAGGAGUGAAUCUCCUGAUAGUCAGAAAAUGUACAAAUGUAGCAUAUGUGAAUCUACGUUCUUUAGACGUUCUCAUCUUCGGGAUCACUUGAAUCAUCACACCAAAGAUCGUCAAUAUCAAUGCAAGGAAAUAAAUUGUUGUAAAGCAUACUUUUCGUGGAAACAUUUGCGAAGACAUUUAAUUUCUCAACACAAAUUAAUUAAUGUAAAGAAAUCAUUGUAUAUGAAAACCGAAUCAAAGAAACACAAGUGCUUACAUGAAGGUUGUAAUGCAACAUUUGACCGUCACUGGAAACUAACAUCACAUAUGUGGAAACAUACUGGUGAGAAACAUCAUUCUUGCACCGAAAAUGGUUGCAGUAAAGUAUACACCUCUGUUGGACGUCUGAGGCGACACAUUGCCAUAUCCCACAAACCCAGCAGCGGAACAGUAAUGUAUUUGGAAUGUGAAGAAUGCAAUUCCAAAUUCAUAAGUGUUAUUGCAUUGAAGAACCACAUGAAGAAGACACAUUCUUUCCAAAUGUGUUCAGAACCAGACUGUCGUAAAGUUUUCUCAAAUUUUUCUCUACUGAAAGAGCAUAAAAAAGCAGAUCAUUCAAAAGUUUUCGCAUGUCCAACCUGCAAUAAAAAAUUGAGAUCUGAAACCCUUUUGAAGAAGCAUCAGCAAACGCAUGUUUUGCCUGAAGAGCGAAAGUUGUUUACAUGUCCAUACAAAGAAUGUGGAAGGUUCUACACAAGGAGAUUUAAUCUUGAUCAACAUAUCAGGAGCUCGCAUGAAGGUAUAAAAUUUCACUGUGCUGUUCCGGGAUGUGAGAAGAGUCUAGUUACUAAGCAAAAAUUACAAGAACAUAUGAAAUUACAUGAUCCUCUUAGAGAACCUCAGCAAAGGAAGCAAAUGGCCAGAAGACAGCGCAAAGAUGCUGGAAAACCAAAGCGUUCUAUGGCAGCAAAAUUAUCAGGGAUUCAACUUUCCUUUCGAGAAGAACAAAAUGUUCUUCAUUCUUCAAAUAAUUUGUCAGUUACUGGGCAAUGCACCUCAAAAUCCAAUGAUUCAUCCAAAUCCAGCGAUGCGGAAAGUGAAAUGUCAGUUUUAAGUGACGAACACAGAGAAGAAUCAGAUGAAUGUGAGGAAUCAUGUGUAAUGAUUGCCAAUGAGCCAGAUAUAUCUGUGAUAUUACAGUGGGUGGCUGGAAGUUUUCAACUACAUAAACCUGAAGUGGGUAGUAAUAAUUCAGACCUGGAAGAAGAUUGUCAUGAAAUUGAGAAUGAAGAGUUGAACUCUUAGUCAUUUUUACUCGAAGUAAAUGUGUACUUCUAUUCAAAUAUCUGUAGUGAUAAUUACUGUACCAUGAUUAAUGGUACUAGCUAUUAUAAAUGAAAUUGCAUUUGCAUAGCUUUAAUAAAAAAAUAUAUAUACUGUUAUUUUUGUAUAUUGUAAAUUGUUUGGUUCUUUCAUAAAUUAUUAUAAUCGAACA